UAAGCGGAUCAAUUUUCAGUUUGUUGUUUGCUAUUUCGCCGCCGCGUCGUGUAUGUAGUUAUCGCGCCGUUGCGAGUCCCUCCGAAUCAGACGCAAGGAGACCGCCGACUGAGAACUGCUAUAUUUUAUGUAGGUACCUAUACCUACAUAUACCUACACGUCAUACGUAGUCGCAAACAUGCAAAAUGCUGACUCAACUGAAGUCAUCGACUUGACCAAUCAUGUCGACACGUCCAGAACCGUGGAUCAAAGGCAUCGCAUAAUCGGAGCUGAAGAUAGCGCGCCAACCGACCCAGGUGUAAGCGGUAAAUUUAUGACGAUAUGUGCUUGGGCACUUGUUGUCAUCACGUUCCCGUUUUCUCUGUUCGUCUGUUUCAAAGUAGUUCAGGAGUACGAACGAGCCGUAAUAUUUCGCUUGGGACGUUUGGUAUCAGGCGGAGCGAAAGGGCCGGGUAUAUUCUUCAUUUUACCAUGUAUUGACAAUUACGCGCGUGUUGAUUUAAGAACACGCACGUACGACGUGCCACCACAAGAGGUAUUGACCAAAGAUAGCGUGACUGUGUCUGUGGACGCCGUGGUCUAUUACCGUGUAUGUAACGCUACGAUAUCGGUAGCCAACGUUGCCAACGCUCAUCAAUCUACUCGGUUAUUAGCCCAAACCACAUUGAGAAACGUCUUAGGUACCAGGCCGUUGCACGAAAUUCUCAGCGACCGAGACGCCAUAUCUAAAACCAUGCAAGUGUCGUUGGACGAAGCUACCGAGUCGUGGGGUAUCAAAGUAGAACGAGUGGAAAUUAAGGACGUGAGAUUACCAGUUCAAUUGCAGAGGGCAAUGGCGGCGGAAGCUGAGGCGGCCCGAGAAGCCCGCGCUAAGGUUAUCGCAGCUGAAGGUGAACAAAAGGCAUCGAGAGCUCUUCGUGAAGCAUCAGAAGUUAUAAGUGAUUCUCCGGCUGCUUUACAACUCAGAUACCUACAAACUUUAAAUACGAUAUCAGCUGAGAAGAAUUCUACAAUCGUAUUUCCACUACCAAUCGAUAUCAUUUCAUUUUUUACAAGACCUCGAGAACCACGAGAAUCUACAAAAUCAGCUCAAAUAAAUCAAAGCAGUUAAAUGUAAAGACAUAUUUUACAUAUGCGCCAAAAUUAAUAACUUAUGUGAAUCAAUUACAUUAUUCAUA
Melanaphis sacchari is the source of this 1178-nucleotide messenger RNA. RefSeq names its product band 7 protein AGAP004871. Gene Ontology annotation, cellular component: plasma membrane. Lineage: Eukaryota; Metazoa; Arthropoda; Insecta; Hemiptera; Aphididae. Bases 179 to 1111 code for a protein of 310 amino acids. The transcript is spliced from 7 exons. The record is from RefSeq and is a predicted model, not a curated record.